CAAUUCGACCCGACCCGACCUGACCCGUAGCUUUUAACAGUGAAGUAGUGGAAACUUGAACCCUAAACCCGCGUCGUCGUCUCUCUCUCUCUCUUCCAUCGCCGACUAUGGCCAAAGAGAAACUUAAACCUCUUCUCACCUCUGAUGGAGGUGAAAUCGCCGAGACUCCUCCCCGAGAGAAGAAGCAUAAGAAGAAGAAGAACAAGAAGCGAGCUGAACCUGAUCCCGACUUGCCUUCAACGCGUGAUUACGAUAUAGGUGUUGAUGAAGAUAGAGAUGGAGUGUUGGUAGACGACGAGCCAACGAUGGGUGAUAAGUUCGAGAGUCUUAACUUAGUAGGCGGAGAGAAAGUUAUCACUGAUAAGCCUCCUACUGCAGCUUCUGUGAACGUUCUUCUGAGACAAGCUUUGCAUGCUGAUGAUCGGUCUCUUCUACUUGAUUGCUUGUACAACCGAGAUGAACAGGUGAUUGCUAACUCGGUUGCUAAGUUGAAUUCAGCAGAAGUACUCAAGCUUUUGAAUUCUCUUCUACCAAUACUACAGUCUAGGGGUGCAGUAUUAGCUUGUGCGAUUCCGUGGAUAAAGUCUCUGUUACUUACUCAUUCCAGUGGGAUUAUGUCCCAGGAGUCAUCCUUGCUCGCAUUAAACUCCAUGUAUCAGCUCAUCGAAUCUCGGAUAACAACUCUUCACACUGCUGUACAAGUUUCAAGCGAAUUGGACCUGAUUGUGGACGACUUGGAUGAAGAAGAAGAAGAAGAUGAAGGUCCUGUGAUCUAUGAGGACAAGGACAGCGAUGAAGAAGGAGGAGCAGGAGCAGAGGAAGCAAUGGAGACAGAUGAAGAGGGAGACGAAUCAGAGGAUGAAGAUGCUGAUGGUGUCAAUAGUUUUGAAGAUUUUGACGACAUGAGCGAUUGACAAGACUUCCUUAAAACGGAAAGAGUUUUGAUUUGUGUGGGGCAUAUUGUUUGUUAGAUGUUAUGAAAGCACAAGUCUCGGCACGAAUUUUGUAAUACGCAAUGGUUCUAUCAGUUGGACUUUGUCCUGAGAAAGAGUUUAUUUGUUCUUAAAAAAAUUUGACGCCAAUAUGAAAAGUUAAGCAUGGUAUAAAAUUUACAAUUUCCAAUAA
Messenger RNA from Brassica rapa (field mustard), 1125 nucleotides. RefSeq names its product WD repeat-containing protein 43. NCBI's taxonomy places the organism in Eukaryota, Viridiplantae, Streptophyta, Magnoliopsida, Brassicales, Brassicaceae. Gene Ontology annotation, biological process: maturation of SSU-rRNA from tricistronic rRNA transcript (SSU-rRNA, 5.8S rRNA, LSU-rRNA). Gene Ontology annotation, cellular component: nucleolus. The record is from RefSeq and is a predicted model, not a curated record.